Vicia villosa (hairy vetch) is the source of this 1449-nucleotide messenger RNA. RefSeq lists its product as uncharacterized. Lineage: Eukaryota; Viridiplantae; Streptophyta; Magnoliopsida; Fabales; Fabaceae. The record is from RefSeq and is a predicted model, not a curated record. Bases 1 to 1449 code for a protein of 482 amino acids. The transcript has 4 exons.
AUGGCCGCCACAACUCCAUGCGCAAAUAGUCCUCACCUUAAUCCACAAUUUGCGAGGACUGCCGCCAACGGGCGGACAUCUGAAUUGAAGACCGGUACUACAUGUGUAGCUCAAGCGGAUGAAGAGACAUUGUUCAAAAGGUUGUUCCCACAUUCCAUGCUAUUAAAGGCUAAAGAUUGGUAUCUAGAUCAACCUGAAGUAGUAAUGACUGAUUGGAAUACCUUGGAAGAAAAAUUCUUGGAACGGUUUUACUCUCAAAACCGAUUCUUUGAUGCAAAAACAACAACUGCGGUAUUCUCUCAAGGUAGUAAUGAAUCACUGAAUGAAGCUUGGGAAAGAUAUAAAGCUAUGCUGAGGAAAUGCAAGGGACACGAUUUUGCAGAAGUUGAUCAAAUUCACAUGUUCCACAACGGUCUCACACCCACAAACAAGACACUUUUGGAUGCCACAACUGGUGGCUCACUAAUGUCCAAAACACCUGCUGAAGCGACUCAAAUAAUUGAGCGAAUGGCUCUAAAUGACCGUCAGGGCAAUCAUGAUCGAACUGUCAGAGAUAAGAAACCUGGAUUGUUAGAGCUAACUAAUAGUGAUGCUCUGUUGGCUCAAAACAAAUUGCUAACUUCACAAAAUCAAAAUCCGAAUCAUCCGCCGUAUCAGCAGGGUUAUCCACCAAGGAAUAACAAUCAAGGUUAUCAACAAAGACCUAACAAUCAAGGAUACCAACAACAAACAUUUCAACCCUACACUCAACCGCCACCACAACAACAAGGAGGACCGUCUAAGUUGGAAGAAACUAUGACACAAUUCAUGCAGAUGUCAAUGACAAACCAGAAAAACCAGGAUGCAGCAAUUAAAAAUUUGGAAACUCAGGUGGGGCAACUUGCUAAACAGAUUGCGGCUAAUCAGUCGAAUGCAACAUUCUCCGCCAACACUCAAGAGAAUCCGAAAGAGGAUUGCAAAGCAGUGGUAACCAGAACUGGUCAGAAAGGCGAUAGUGAGGAAGUUGAAAACAAUGAUAUUGAGAAGGAAGAUGAUAACCGUGUUGCGGAAGAUGAGGAGAAUGAAAUUGUUGAGCGAGAUGAACAAAGAGGAACCAAAAAAAUCAUUACCGCGGCGCGCUGCCAAACCGGCGAGGCGCGCUGCGCUAUAGUGUCCCGUCUCCCUCAAAAAGCAAAAGACCCUGGACGAGUUACACUACCUGUCACAAUUGGCAAUCAGCACAUUGGGAAUGGAUUGAUAGAUCUGGGAUCAAGCAUCAAUCUAAUUCCUCUAUCAAUAGUGAAGCGGUUGGGAAAUAUUGAUAUGAAGUCAACAAGAAUGACCUUACAACUAGCAGAUAAAUCCACCACUCUUCCUCACGGCGUCGCACAAGACAUGUUAAUAAAGGUAGACAAAUUUUUGUUUCCAGUAGACUUUGUUGUGAUUGAUAUGGAAGAAGAUAAAGAAUAA